Messenger RNA from Aspergillus ochraceoroseus IBT 24754, 1197 nucleotides. RefSeq lists its product as uncharacterized. The record is from RefSeq and is a predicted model, not a curated record. Gene Ontology annotation, biological process: translation. The transcript is spliced from 4 exons. Gene Ontology annotation, molecular function: hydrolase activity, acting on acid anhydrides, in phosphorus-containing anhydrides; structural constituent of ribosome. The coding region runs from base 1 to 1197 and encodes 398 amino acids. Lineage: Eukaryota; Fungi; Ascomycota; Eurotiomycetes; Eurotiales; Aspergillaceae. Gene Ontology annotation, cellular component: ribosome; mitochondrion.
AUGUCACCCAAGCAGAAGUCGGCGCCAGCUGAGCCGAGGCCUAGUUCAAGUGUGAUCCUGGUAUCGCCCAAGAACGAGGUUCUCCUUCUUCAUCGCGUCAAGACCUCGACAUCGUUCGCAUCAGCGCAUGUGUUCCCUGGAGGGAACCUCUCACUUCAGGAUGGAAGGUGUCCUCCUCCUGGGGAUCUGAAAAGACAUGAGGAUGCCCUGUGGUACCGCCACGCCGCUAUUCGAGAGACGUUUGAAGAAAGCGGCAUCCUUCUCGCGAAAGAUCAGAACUCCGGAAAGAUGCUUGCUGUCCGGGACGAAGAGCGCCAGAAAGGUCGACGACAAAUUCACCAGCAGCAAAUUACUUUUGCGGAGUGGCUGAGGAGACAGAAUCCCGGCGCUGUACCCGACACAGAUAGUCUAGUCCCCUUCACACGAUGGAUCACCCCUACGAAUGUUCCCAAACGCUACACUACGCAGAUGUACCUCUACUUUUUACCGCUUCCUCUCGAGCCGGAAAAGUCGAUCUUGAAUGAAAUUCCUGCCGACGGCGAACGAGAGGAGAUCCCAGUUCCAACAAGCGAUGGAGGCGUUGAAAUCACCGAAGCGUUAUUCCUACCUGCGUCUGAAUGGCUCCGUAAAGCUGGACAAGGAGAGAUCAUCCUGUUCCCACCGCAGUUUCUCCUGCUAAGCCUGGUAUCACAAUUUCUGGACAAAGAGCCUCAGGCUUCCAUUUCCCCAGACACAAUGCAGCAACGGCGUAAACAACUCGUAGACUUUGUGUAUUCCGGCAACCCACCUUGGACGGAGAAGUGCAUCUCCCCAAAGGUCGGGAAGAUGACAGAGGACGGGCGAGCCGUCCUCAAACUUGACCAUCCCGGACCUGAACUCCAGGGAACUGGGCGCAAGGGCGAAUCUGACCGAGUCGUCAUGGUACGAUUCAAGGAUGGAAGCGCUCGUGACCUCAAUCUGGGUUACGUCCCCCGCAAGUGCAGCGCCACCAACCGCAUCAUCAAGGCCAACGACCACGCCUCCGUCCAGAUCUCCAUCGGCAAGGUUGACGAGAACGGCCGCUACACCGGCGAGAACCAGACCUACGCUCUGUGCGGCUUCAUCCGUGCCCGUGGCGAGAGCGAUGACUCCCUGAACCGUCUCACCCAGCGUGAUGGAUACAUCCGCAACGUGUGGACCGCCAGCCGUCAGCGCUAA